Sorghum bicolor (sorghum) is the source of this 1214-nucleotide messenger RNA. Its product is annotated as PHD finger protein ALFIN-LIKE 8. The record is from RefSeq and is a predicted model, not a curated record. Gene Ontology annotation, biological process: regulation of DNA-templated transcription. The transcript is spliced from 5 exons. Gene Ontology annotation, cellular component: nucleus. Bases 90 to 854 code for a protein of 254 amino acids. Lineage: Eukaryota; Viridiplantae; Streptophyta; Magnoliopsida; Poales; Poaceae. Gene Ontology annotation, molecular function: transcription cis-regulatory region binding; transcription coregulator activity; histone binding.
UGCCCCCCCCCCCGUCCCCCCACCCCCACCCCGCCUCGCUCCCAGCCUCCCCAAAAACCCUAACCCUAGCCAGCACCCGCACCGGGGAGAUGGACGGCGGCGGCACGCACCGCACGCCGGAAGACGUGUUCCGGGACUUCCGCGCGCGGCGGGCUGGCAUGAUCAAAGCGCUCACCACCGACGUGGAGAAGUUCUACCAGCAGUGUGACCCAGAGAAAGAGAAUCUGUGUUUGUAUGGUCUUCCCAAUGAAACAUGGGAAGUGAACUUGCCUGCAGAGGAGGUUCCUCCUGAACUUCCAGAGCCAGCUCUGGGAAUUAAUUUUGCUCGUGACGGGAUGGAUGAGAAAGAUUGGCUGUCACUAGUAGCGGUGCACAGUGAUGCUUGGUUGCUGGCUGUGGCCUUUUACUUUGGUGCAAGAUUUGGAUUUGACAAAGAAUCCAGGAAGCGGCUUUUUGUCAUGAUUAAUAACCUCCCUACCAUAUAUGAAGUUGUCACGGGAACUGCCAAGAAGCAAACCAAGGAGAAAACUCCCAAAAGCAGCAGCAAGAGCAAUAAAUCUGGCUCAAAACCACCACGCCAGCCAGAACCCAACUCAAGGGGUUCCAAGAUGCCACCUCCAAAGGAUGAGGAUGAUAGCGGAGGCGAGGAAGAGGAGGAAGAGGAAGAUCAUGAAAACACAUUGUGUGGUGCUUGUGGUGACAACUACGGACAGGAUGAGUUCUGGAUAUGCUGUGAUGCCUGUGAGACUUGGUUCCAUGGCAAGUGUGUCAAGAUCACUCCUGCCAAGGCCGAGCACAUCAAGCACUACAAGUGUCCGAACUGCAGUGGUAGUAGCAAGAGAGCGCGGGUGUGAUCCUGCUGGAUAUAUCCAUCUCUCAUGCCUGAAGAACCAAGAAUUUGACUUGCUGUAAAACGGGUCGAAUGCCCGAUGGUUAUGCAUUUAGUUGUUGCUUUCAGUUUAGGACCAGCUGUAGGGUCUUGAUGUGCUGUUUGUUGUAUGUCAGAGACAUUCUAGAUCUAUUGUUAGUAACUAGGAACUAACUGUAGUAGCCUGUAUUUCUUCAAGCUUCUCCCAGUGCGCCUGUACUGGACUGAGAAACUGUUUUAGAUCUAAGUUGUGCAUUAUGUACGACCGUCUACUCAUGUUAGUUUGUUAAAAAGUUGUGUGCUGGCAUUCUCUGCGUGCAUACUCAUAUGAAACUCUACAUCUCCA